Sphaeramia orbicularis (orbiculate cardinalfish) is the source of this 3445-nucleotide messenger RNA. RefSeq names its product nuclear receptor subfamily 2, group F, member 1a (gene nr2f1a). The coding region runs from base 1067 to 2302 and encodes 411 amino acids. Gene Ontology annotation, molecular function: sequence-specific DNA binding; zinc ion binding; DNA-binding transcription factor activity. Gene Ontology annotation, biological process: regulation of DNA-templated transcription. The record is from RefSeq and is a predicted model, not a curated record. The transcript has 3 exons. Lineage: Eukaryota; Metazoa; Chordata; Actinopteri; Kurtiformes; Apogonidae.
CACGAGACCAAGUGACUUAUUGAGAUGGACAUUUUUUGCAGUGAAUGAACGGAGGGGGACUCUAACCAAUGGAGAGAAAGAGAGGGCUUGGCUAUAACCUUAGCCUCCCAUUUUCUCUCUCUCCCUAUCCCCCCUCUCCUCCUCUCCUCCUCCUCUAUGCAGGGCUCUGGCCAGUCAGUCGCCUUUGAUUAUCAGUCUCCAGCAGCCCCUCUCUUGGCUCCUUGACAUGAGCACCAUAUAAGGCGCAGCGAUCUCCAUAGAAACGUGUCAGUUUCAAUAGUAGUGUCAAAGUUCACUAUAUACAGACAUUCGCGCAGAUCCCCCGUUUCGGAAACAUUGCUCUGCUGGUCCUCUCGUUUAAGCGCAUUCAUUUUUGGGUCUCUCCUUCUUCUUGCAUAUUCUAUUAGUUGUUGGUGUUUUUCCUCUUCUUUUUUAAUCUUUUCUCAUCGUAUCUCCAUUCCUCCUGCUGGAGAGAGGUGAAACUAUACAUGGGCACUUCAUUCGGCGACGUGGUUUUCUUUCGCUGCUGGGCGAGAUGAUGAGGUUUAUUUAAGAAUAUAGAUGUAAAAAUCCAGCUCUUCAGUUUUUCCUCCCCUCCUAUACGGCGAAGACGGGAGUGUAAAGGAGCAAGGGGAAGAAAAGAGAAAGGAAUUUAUCUCCGCAGCACUUUGGAUCGCGUCUUUCCAGCUAAAGGUUUUUAUACUCGUUCCUGCGUCCAUGUGAAUCGCUCCUUUUUUUCCUUUGUGGCUAUUUUAUAUCAAACUGCAAUUUGUCACGUUUGGACUCGGGUUUUCCUACAAGAUUAGGGAUUCCUGAAUGGCUGACUGCAAUUUACCUUGGAACUGGCCUCCCGAUACUUGCAUAUCCUGAUCGGGUGCCUAUUCAAUCGCCUUCCUAUUUUGAAUGUAUUGAUCGCAUUGUACUCCCCUUCUUACCCCAUAUGAGAUUGCGUGCUCCGAUUUGACUUUGCACUGUCCCGUCUUUUGAGAUCUCAUUUUUUUUCCUCCUCUACGCUUCAUUCACACCGGCGAUCAUUUCGCUUUAUAGCACUUUCCGGGGCCGAGAUAUGGCAAUGGUAGUUAGCGUCUGGCGAGAUCCGCAGGAAGACGUGGCCGGAGGACCUCCGAGCGGCCCCAACCCAGCAGCGCAGCCGGCGAGGGAGCAGCAGCAGGCGGCGUCGGCGGCGCCGCACACUCCGCAGACCCCCAGCCAGCCGGGACCCCCGUCCACACCGGGGACCGCCGGGGACAAGGGGAGUCAAAAUUCAGGACAGAGUCAGCAGCAUAUUGAAUGUGUCGUUUGCGGAGACAAAUCGAGCGGCAAACACUAUGGUCAGUUCACCUGCGAGGGAUGCAAAAGUUUCUUCAAGAGGAGUGUACGGAGGAACUUAACAUACUCAUGUCGUGCCAAUAGGAACUGUCCCAUUGACCAGCACCACCGAAACCAGUGCCAAUACUGUCGGCUGAAGAAGUGUUUAAAAGUGGGAAUGCGGCGGGAAGCGGUUCAGCGAGGACGAAUGCCUCCAACCCAGCCCAACCCAGGCCAGUACGCGCUGACGAACGGGGACCCUCUGAACGGCCAUUGCUAUCUGUCCGGAUACAUCUCGUUAUUGCUGCGGGCCGAGCCUUACCCGACUUCCCGGUACGGGAGCCAGUGCAUGCAGCCCAACAAUAUCAUGGGCAUCGAGAACAUCUGCGAGUUGGCUGCUCGUUUGCUCUUCAGCGCCGUGGAGUGGGCGAGAAACAUCCCUUUCUUUCCCGACCUGCAGAUCACCGACCAGGUGUCCCUUCUCAGGCUGACGUGGAGCGAGUUGUUUGUGCUUAACGCGGCCCAGUGCUCCAUGCCUCUGCAUGUGGCCCCUCUGCUCGCCGCGGCGGGCCUCCACGCCUCCCCGAUGUCCGCGGACCGCGUCGUGGCUUUCAUGGAUCACAUCCGGAUCUUCCAGGAGCAAGUGGAGAAGCUUAAGACCCUGCACGUAGACUCGGCAGAGUACAGCUGCCUCAAGGCCAUCGUACUUUUUACAUCAGACGCUUGCGGCCUGUCAGACGCAGCUCACAUCGAGAGCUUACAGGAGAAAUCCCAGUGCGCCCUGGAGGAGUACGUGAGGAGCCAGUACCCGAACCAGCCCAGCCGAUUUGGGAAGCUCCUGCUGCGGCUGCCCUCCCUGCGCACCGUCUCUUCCUCGGUAAUCGAGCAGCUGUUCUUCGUCCGCUUGGUAGGUAAAACUCCUAUUGAAACCCUCAUCAGGGAUAUGCUAUUAUCCGGGAGCAGCUUCAACUGGCCUUACAUGUCCAUUCAAUGAUCCUUAAAUGAAAGUGGAAAAAAGAGGGGGGAAAAAGGACCAAAAUUCAACACCCCUCACCAUAUCCUCCUUCAAGAAGACUAUAUAUAGGACCUUUUCUGAGAAACUUGGAAGACAUUACUUUUUUUCUGUCUUCUGGGACUGAGAUGGAAUACAUUAUGUACAGAAAAAUAUUGGAACUGGACUUUACACCUGUGUAAAUCCACCCUCAUCUUCAAGAACAAUACUCUUCAUUUUGUAAAAUACUAGUCUUUAUUUUCCUUUUUUGUAAAAAACAAAAAAAUACAAAUAAAAUGAAAAACAUCAUAUGCGCAGUAAGAAAAAAAGAAUCAAGACUUAGCGGGAAAAUAAUGUUUCCAAGCAAUUAUAAGAAUUGUCCUGUGUCUAUGUACCUCUCUGUUUUGUAUUUUUUCUGGUUCUAAACCAGGCUUUCUGUGAUUCUAUACUAAUAAUUUUUUGAUAUAACCUUUUGCUUCUUAUAAUGAGUGCGAUAUAUGUUGUCGAAGCUAUGUUCUCCAAGAAUUAAAAUUGAAGUGAGAAUUUAAAAACAGAAAAAUAAAGAAAUUUAGACAAAUAAGAAACAGUCUAAUCGCUAUGACAAUAUCACCACUGAUGGUUGAACUUUUUUCCCAAUUGAUACGAUGGACCUGCAACAGCAGCAAACUGACCUCCAGGACAUUUUUACUGAAAGGACGUCUGGGGCGCCUUUCCCCGGGCCAUGAGUGCGUGUGGAGUCGAUCAUCAGUCAAAGAGGAGAGACAUGAAAAUCAAAAGCACUUUUAAUAUAUCAUUUCAAAUACAUUUUGUUUGUUUCGUCUUGAAAAUUUUCAUUGUUUCUUGAAUUUUAUUGGUUGUUGCCUUCAAUUUGCUUACUUCAUGAUGCAGCUUUUUGCAGAAGGGUCGGUUGAUGAAGUUGUGUGAUGGUGACUGUACUAUUAAAAAAAGAAAUAGGCAACGAUGUCUCAUUCUCAAGCAUUUUCCUGGAAGCAAUGUCAAGACACUCAGGCUGAUUUGGAGCCAUCUGAAGGAGUCUGUACACUUCUUGGUUUUACAUGAAAAGCGAAAACGCAGCCUACACUAAAUGAGUCAGUAUUCUUGUGCUUUUCCUCAUAAAAAACAGAAUUUUGGGUGGAAAAAAAGAAA